Molecule: messenger RNA, 1710 nt
Organism: Sesamum indicum (sesame)
Lineage: Eukaryota; Viridiplantae; Streptophyta; Magnoliopsida; Lamiales; Pedaliaceae
Product: basal transcription factor complex subunit-like protein
Biological process (GO): nucleotide-excision repair; regulation of DNA-templated transcription
Cellular component (GO): transcription factor TFIIH holo complex; transcription factor TFIIH core complex
Source: RefSeq, a predicted model, not a curated record
CAGACUAAUAUGCCCUGGUUCUGCUUUGCGGUUGUUCCUCAGUCCUCAGCUCAUUUCCCCCACUGGGUCUGCGGCGGAGGAGAAGAUUCGCCGACGUGCGAAGUAAACAUUGCAUCACCCGUGAAACCCUACUUCCGACGCCACUGAGUACUCAAUCCACGGUCCAUCCUGAAUCCUAUUGCUGAGAAUCGCGAUUGUUCGGUUUCAUGGCGAGUUACAACUCUCUCUCGGUUGAGAAGGAAAAUGUUAUUUUUCAUCUAUGAAUUGAGCGAGCAGCUUGUUUUUGUCAAGCUCUGAUUUGAACUCAAGAUUUAGUCUUUUGUUCUCCUUUUCUCGCGGAGUGUGGUUUCGAUUGAAGUGCUGGUGUUUGAAUGAAUAGUGGCUCAUAACUUUAACUUAUCACCCCCUAUAUUAUCUGGGUUGUUCUUUUUGAAUUUCAGAUAAUAAAGGAAGAUGACUCCUGUCUCUGUUAAGCUUUACACAGAUGAUGUGAGUCUGCUGAUGGUACUAAUCGACACCAACCCGUUCUUUUGGAACUCUGUCAAAUCAGCUCUUCCUUUCUCCAAGUUUCUCUCUCAUGUGUUGGCAUUUUUGAAUGCGAUAGUCUUACUGAAUCAGCUAAACCAAGUGGUUGUAAUAGCAACUGGUUACAAUUCUUGUGACUACAUAUUUGAUUCCUCAACCUCAGAGGGCCAAACCCAGCGAGCGGAGCAUUUGCUCCAAAAACUGGAAGAUUUUGUGAAUAAGGACGAGUCACUUUGUCGUGAGGACUCAGUAGAUGGCCCUGGGUUCUCACUUCUCUCUGGCUCCCUGUCUAUGGCUCUCUGCUACAUUCAGAGGGUGUUCCGGUCAGGUCCGCUUCAUCCCCAUCCUCGGAUAUUAUGCUUGCAUGGAUCUCCAGAUGGACCUGGACAGUAUGUUGCAAUCAUGAAUUCAAUUUUCUCUGCCCAGCGCUCAAUGGUUCCUAUAGAUUCAUGUGUAAUAGGAGCUCAGCACUCUGCUUUCCUGCAGCAGGCUUCUUAUAUAACUGGUGGUGUAUAUCUGAAGCCUCAACUUUUGGAUGGACUGUUUCAGUAUCUUUCGACAGUUUUUGCUACUGAUUUGCAUUCUCGUGGUUUCUUACAACUUCCUAAGCCUGCAGGAGUGGACUUUCGUGCCUCGUGUUUUUGCCACAAAAACACAAUCGACAUGGGCUACAUAUGUUCUGUUUGUUUGUCUAUUUUCUGCAAGCAUCAGAAGAAAUGCUCCACUUGCGGAUCAGUGUUUGGUCAGGCCCCAGUGCAGGACUCCUCAACACCAGACCGGAAGAGGAAAACUCCAAUGGAUGCUUAGUUGCAGACAGUUGCUUCAGGACCCACUUUCUACUCUAGGAUAGUUUUGAUGGUCAUUCCAUGAGUUUUGUUCAAAUGAUUUUGUUGAUUGCAAUUAUUAUCUUUUAUUUUUUCUUCUUUCCUUGAUGAAAUACUUUGGCAUCAAGCACUGCAAUGGCGACAGUAACCGAGAAGGGUGCAAACAAGCUCCAGCUCCAGCUCGGCCAAAAUUUCUGUAUCGAGCUCGAGCUUACUACAAAUGGGCUCGAGCUCGAGUUCGAGUUCAAGCGCAUUUCUCAUAUUUUAUUUUUAAUUUUGGUACCAUGAUUAUGAAAAUCCGUAUAUGGUACCAAAGUUGUUUAAAAAAUUGGGAAGUUAGUUCCGAAAUCCAUUUUCCGUC